AUGGAUCCCCUUGGUGACAUUCUUGGAUUUCUUGAUGCAUCCGAGAAUAAAACGAAGAAGGAGAUGCAUGAAAUCAUAAAUACUCAGCAAUCAGAUGAAAUUAACCUCGAAAUAAAAAAUGAAAUUUCCAUGUUAGAAAAGGAGCUACAAGAAAAGACUCAAAAAGAAGAAUAUCUCAUGAAUGAACUCAAGAAUCUCGUAUAUGAUGCAGAAAUUGAAAAAGAUCAACUUAAACAAAAAUUACUAGAAAAAUUAAAUUCACAAAAGCAGAAAUAUGAAAAAGCACUCAACAAGCAUCAAACACUAUACAGAAAUCUUGUUGAAGAAAAAGCUAAGCUAGAUACACAACUUAAUUCAGUUAAUCAGCAAUUAGCUGAAACAGAGCAAAAACUUGGCAAACAAAAGAGACACAUUAUCGAACAAGCAAAUUUACAGCUUUCUCAACAAAGAGAACUUGCUAUUGCCCAAGAAAGACAACGGCAAAAAAAGAUAUUAGAAGAAAAAACUCGCGAGAUCAAAGAAGCUACUGUUCGAGGUUUAGAGCCGGAAUUAAAAGCACUUCUUGAUAAGCAAAAGAAAGAAAUUGACGAAUUAAAUGCAAAACAUCAAGAAAACAUUUUACAAGCUAAAAAAGAUGCUGAAUCUUUUCUUGAAGAUGAAAGAAGGAAACUUGUUGAACAAUUAGAGCACGAACGACAAGUUGAAUUCGAGCAACUUGAAGAUCAACUUCGCAGACAAUUAUCUAGAGAAAAAGAGCUUCAUAGAGCAGAAUUAGAACAAUUAGCAUUGAAAAAACAAUCCGCUGAAAAAGACAGAGAAAACCAAAUCCAAAGAGCAAAGAACGAACAAGAACAAUUGUUAAACGAAGCAAGAGAGAGAUGGAAAGCAGAACUCACUGCAGAACAGUUGAGAGCUGCAAAGGAAGUUGAGAAGAUACAAGAGGAUGUCGAAAAAGCAAUAAAAUCUGCUCAAGAAGAUGCAAGACUUGCUGCUGCCGCAAGAGAAGUUGAAAUCAAAAUGGAACUUGAAAAAGAAACAAAAAUGAAAAAUGAAAUGAAACUUAAAAAAGUUAUUGAAAAACUCGAAGCAGAAACAGAACGAAAGAAAGAAGAAAUGAAGAAAGAAUCACAGAAGAGAAUCGAUGAUAGUCAAGAAGAUGCAAAAGAAACUAUUAAAGAACUUGAAGAACAAAAAAUGAAAAAGAAAAAGCAGAUUGAAGAAAUAAAAGAAAAAAUUCAAAAUGAACGCGAACUUUGUUCGAGAAUAGAAAAAGAUAAUGAAAAGCUUAUUAACGAUAUUAAUGAACAGCGGAAACUGAAAGAAGAUAUUCAACAAAGCAUAAAGAAGAAAGAAGAAGAACUGUCCAUUGCAAUUAAGAAGCAAGAAGAAAGAGAAAGAAUGCAAAAAGAACAAGCAGAAAUUGAUGAAAAUACACUGAGAGAACAACUUGCAGAGGCAAAAGCAAAGUUCUCUGAGAAACAAAUGCAAUGGAAAGUUCAAGAAAAGGAACUACAAGAUAAGAAUAAUUCUGAAAUCGCAGCACUUUCUAAAAAGAUAAAAUCUGUAAUCGAAGAUAAAGAAAGAACUAUCAUGUCUUUGAAAGAAAAACUUGCAGAAGCACAAGGAAAAUUAAUGGAUAUAAGCCGACUCCUCAAAAAACAGCAAGACAGAAUCAAAUAA
Messenger RNA from Trichomonas vaginalis G3, 1680 nucleotides. RefSeq names its product centrosomal protein of 131 kDa family. The record is from RefSeq and is a predicted model, not a curated record. Gene Ontology annotation, biological process: intraciliary transport involved in cilium assembly. The coding region runs from base 1 to 1680 and encodes 559 amino acids. Lineage: Eukaryota; Parabasalia; Trichomonadida; Trichomonadidae. The transcript has a single exon.